AUGCCCCCAGGGAACUGCACAGUGGUGACGGAGUUUAUAUUCCUGGCCUUUCCCACCCACCCAGAUCUUCAGACCCUGUUCUUCAUGAGCAUCAGCCUGGUCUUCACAGCCACUGUGACAGGGAACCUGCUCAUCCUGGUGGCGAUCCGGGGGGACGCCUGUCUGCACACCCCCAUGUACUUCUUCCUGGAGGGCCUGUCCAUCGUCGAGCUUGGCUAUGCUGCAGCCAUCUUCCCACAGAUGCUGGUGAAUGCCCUGCAGGAGAGGAAGAGAAUCAGCUUUGGGGGCUGUGGGGCCCAGGUGUUCUUCUUUCUUGGUCUGGGCAGCUCAGAUUGCUUCCUGCUGGUGGCCGUGGCCUAUGACCGGUACGUGGCCAUCUGCCAUCCAUUGCACUACAUGCUCAUUAUGAUGUGGCGGCUCUGCCUGUGGCUGGUGGCCACUUCGCUGGCCCUUCGGGGGCUGCUCUCCCUUCUGAUCGUGGGUCUGAUCUUCCACCUGCCCUUUUAUGGCUCCAGUGGGGUCAACCAUUUCCUUUGGGUUGUCAACCAGGUGCUGAAGCUGGCCAAGACCGACACCCACUCCUAGGAGAUUGCCUAGUUCAUCGUCAGUGUCCUGAUAGUCAUCCUCCCCUUCCUCCUGAUCUGUGUCUCCUGCGUCUACAUUAUCACUACCAUCCUGCGCUUCCACUCAGCCAAGGGCCGGCGCCGCGCCUUCCACGCCUGCUCCUCCCACCUCAUGGUGGUGCUGCUGCAGUACGGCUGCCUCCGCCUGGUCUACUUGCACCCAAAAGGCAGCUGGUCGGAUGACCUGGACAGGUUGAUCUCACUGGGAUACACAUUUGGAAGUCCCAUCUUCAUCUUCAACCCUUUGAUAUACAGCCUGAGAAACAAGGAGCUCAAGGAGGCCAUUGCAAAAGUCCUCAGGAGACGCACAGGUUAA
Messenger RNA from Chelonia mydas (Green sea turtle), 939 nucleotides. Its product is annotated as olfactory receptor 10W1-like. The transcript has a single exon. Gene Ontology annotation, cellular component: membrane. Gene Ontology annotation, molecular function: olfactory receptor activity; G protein-coupled receptor activity. NCBI's taxonomy places the organism in Eukaryota, Metazoa, Chordata, Testudines, Cheloniidae. The record is from RefSeq and is a predicted model, not a curated record. Gene Ontology annotation, biological process: G protein-coupled receptor signaling pathway.